CUCAUCCAAAUAACACGUGUGUGAUACAUUAUUCCAUAUAUCGGCAGUCUGGACACCACAAAACCCUCUGCACUCGGCAUCUGCAUCCUAGGGUUUGCAUUAGCGAACCUAAGAACUGCAAAAUAACCGCCAUUAAUGGCCUCUCUACUCUCAUUUGGACCUAACCUGGUCUUCUCUCCCUUCCCAGACAGAACCAGAACCAUAAACCCACUUCUCCACCGAACUCACUUUGUUGGUCUCUCGCAUCACAAGCCCUUCCUUCGCGGCACACUAGGCGUGGCCAGGUUCGGAUUCGGGCACGUACCACUUCCCGAUCCUGAUACUGCAGAGACCCUAAUUCGCGACCUAUUUGGGAGAGCCGAAGGUUUCCUUUACACAAUUGCCGAUGCCGCUGUUUCGUCUUCGGAUACGGUUGCGAGCACCAAACAGAACAAUGAUUGGCUUUCUGGGAUUACAUAUUACAUGGAAAGCGUUUUAAAGGUUCUGAAGGAUGGGCUCUCUACUUUACACGCUCCUUAUGCUUAUGGUUUCGCAAUUAUUCUACUAACUGUAAUUGUUAAAGCUGCCACAUUUCCAUUAUCGAAGAAACAGGUCGAAUCUGCGAUGGCAAUGCGAUCAUUGCAACCUCAAAUAAAGGCUAUUCAGCAACGGUACGCUGGAGAUCAGGAGAGAAUUCAGCUUGAAACUGCUCGAUUGUAUAAACUGGGUGGCAUAAACCCACUGGCAGGAUGCCUGCCAACACUUGCCACCAUUCCUGUAUGGAUUGGGCUUUAUAGAGCCCUUUCAAAUGUUGCAGAUGAGGGACUCCUGACAGAAGGCUUCUUCUGGAUACCAUCCCUUGCUGGGCCGACUACAAUUGCUGCUCGACAAAGUGGCGGUGGCAUUUCAUGGCUUUUUCCUUUUAUAGAUGGUCAUCCUCCCCUUGGAUGGUCAGAUACGUUGGCAUAUCUUGUCUUACCUGUGCUGCUUGUUCUCUCACAAUACAUCUCUGUCCAAAUCAUGCAGUCAUCGCAGAAUAACGAUCCAAACUUGAAGAGUUCUCAAGCUAUAACGAAGUUCCUGCCCUUAUUGAUUGGUUAUUUUGCUCUUUCAGUUCCUUCUGGGCUAAGCCUUUAUUGGUUCACAAACAACAUAUUGAGCACAGCACAACAAGUAUGGCUUCAAAAGCUAGGGGGUGCAAAAAAUUUAGUGGGGCAGUUGAAUGAUAAUAUUAUUAAGGAAGAGCUAACCCAAAUUCAGAAGUCUGUCCUUGAAACGAAUACAACUUCAAAUGAGGCUAGACAAGGAGAAAAGGCGACUCCAAAGGGGCCCCGUCCUGGUGAAAGAUUUAAGCAGUUAAAGGAGCAAGAGGCAAGGAGAAGACAGCAGAGAGAGGAAGAAAAGGGGAAAGCUGAAGCAGCAGCAACUAACCGGAUUCAAAUUACAAAUGAGGGACUUAAGAAGGAAGGGAAUUUAGUUGAGAGGGAAAAUGGAGGUAGAGCCGAGUCAGGGAACGGAAGUUUUAACUCGACUGGGAUCAACAAUUCUUCAAAUAGUGGACAUGGUGUUGUGAAUGGUGAUCUUUCUACUUUGGACACAAAGGAAGACCAGGAGACUUACAUUUUUAGGACGAAAGACAGUGAACUUUCUGACAAGCUUGAGAAUGGGAAUGAUGAUCAAUCUUUCUAUGAAAAUCUAGAUAAGGAAGAAGCAGUCGCCGCUAUGGGCACUACAGAUAACAAACUCUCUGGUGAAGACAAAAGCCCGGACAGAAGUGAGUGAAUGAUGGAAAGUGAAACGGCUGUAGGACUACAGGAGCAAUAUAACCUUUUUUUGUGCCAAAGAGAUCAAAGGUUGACUUAAUCAUAUACACCUAUAUACAUAUCAGAGAUAAAACAGAAGCUCGAUGAUACUGCACACGUCAUGGCAACAACACGCACCCAUCCUUAAAAAGGAUCCACUGAAUAUUUUGAAUGGAGUGUCUUCCGCAUUUGUGGUGAGUCUUGAAGCCAAAAGGAGGGUGCAAGUUAUUGUUACAAAUGAAGAGUGCUGCAAUUUUUGAGGUGGUUACAUGUAACUGUAUUAGUUGGAUAAUGUAUAAAAUAGUUUGUAUCAAAUACUUGUUAUAAUUUGUUAUCCGUUUCUCAA
Cornus florida is the source of this 2127-nucleotide messenger RNA. RefSeq names its product ALBINO3-like protein 1, chloroplastic. NCBI's taxonomy places the organism in Eukaryota, Viridiplantae, Streptophyta, Magnoliopsida, Cornales, Cornaceae. The coding region runs from base 136 to 1761 and encodes 541 amino acids. The transcript is spliced from 11 exons. The record is from RefSeq and is a predicted model, not a curated record. Gene Ontology annotation, biological process: protein insertion into membrane; protein localization to chloroplast; thylakoid membrane organization. Gene Ontology annotation, molecular function: membrane insertase activity. Gene Ontology annotation, cellular component: chloroplast thylakoid membrane.